Molecule: messenger RNA, 606 nt
Organism: Dioscorea cayenensis subsp. rotundata (Guinea yam)
Lineage: Eukaryota; Viridiplantae; Streptophyta; Magnoliopsida; Dioscoreales; Dioscoreaceae
Product: tryptamine hydroxycinnamoyltransferase 2-like
Exons: 1
Coding region: 1-606 (201 amino acids)
Molecular function (GO): acyltransferase activity, transferring groups other than amino-acyl groups
Source: RefSeq, a predicted model, not a curated record
AUGAAGCUCAAAGCUCAGACCAAUAAAUUAAACACUGAAACACACACCACGUUUGAGACACUAGCAGGGUAUCUAUGGAGGAAAGUGACGAUAGCACGACAGUUGGAUGAUGAGGAGUGUACUAUGUUGAGUGUACCAGUCAAUGUCCGGCGUCGAUUACAGCCUCCGGUGCCACUGGAGUUUUUCGGUAACUUGCCUUUGAAUGUAUAUCCGAAAACAAAAGGAAGGGCAUUGAUUGAAGGAGGGGUGACGACUGCAGCGGGGAUUGUUCGUGAGGCGGUGAGAGUUAUGGGAGAUGAUUAUUUCCGGUCGUUUAUUAACUUUGGUGAAGUUUACGGAGAUAGAGAUCUUGUGGCUUGCAAUGAGAAGCCCGAUAAUGUGCUGUCACCAAAUAUGGAAGUUGAUAGCUGGUUAGGGCUUGUGUUCGAUGUGGUUGAUUUUGGUGGAGGUGGGAAGCUUUGUGGUAUUUCGUUGACAUGGAUGCCUUUUGAAGGAUUGUCAAUCCUCAUCCCUUCUUUGUCUCCGGAUGGUGGCGUGGAUGUUUUUCUUUCUCUGCUUGAAAAGCAUGCAACGAAAUUUAGGGAGAUAUCUCACUCUUUGGAUUAG